AAGGUUGAGGAGCUGGGAGAAUGUUCUUGGAAGCGUUAAGAUGUGGGUAGACGCUCACCAAGUGAGUGACAGUUGCUUCAGGAACCUUGCCGAGGAUCGUAGUGGGAUAAACCUUAAAGAUCUGGUCCAAGACCCUUCUUUGUUGGGUGGGACUAUAUCUGCAUACAAGAUAGUGCCAGAUGAAAUAGAAGAAAUCAAGGAGACGCUGAUAGAUUGGUGUGAUGAAAAGGAACUUAAUUUGAUUUUAACAACUGGAGGAACAGGGUUUGCACCACGAGAUGUCACUCCAGAGGCCACUAAAGAAGUAAUAGAGCGAGAAGCCCCAGGGAUGGCCCUGGCAAUGCUGAUGGGAUCACUUAAUGUUACUCCUCUGGGCAUGCUCUCUAGACCUGUGUGUGGAAUCAGAGGGAAAACUCUCAUAAUUAAUCUGCCAGGUAGCAAGAAAGGGUCACAGGAAUGCUUUCAGUUUAUACUGCCAGCCCUACCUCACGCCAUUGAUCUUUUGCGGGAUGCCAUUGUAAAAGUAAAGGAGGUACACGAUGAGCUUGAAGAUCUACCUUCACCACCGCCUCCUCUUUCUCCUCCUCCGACCACCAGCCCUCACAAGCAGACAGAAGACAAAGGAGUACAAUGUGAGGAAGAGGAGGAAGAGAAGAAGGAUAGCGGAGUUGCCUCAACAGAGGAUAGUUCUUCUUCACAUAUAACGGCAGCAGCCAUUGCAGCUAAGAAGCAUCCAUCCUACACCAAUUCAGCUGUUAUCAUGGCAAAAGGUGAACAGCCCAUCCCUGGUCUCAUCAGUUAUUGCCAUCACGCAGCAGGCAGUGCAGGAGAACCGAUUCCAGAUUCCAUCAUCUCUCGUGGUGUUCAGGUGCUCCCACGUGAUACAGCCUCCCUCAGUACUACUCCUUCAGAAUCUCCUCGCGCCCAGGCCACCUCUCGUCUCUCCACUGCAUCCUGCCCAACACCAAAACAAAUUAGACGGCCGGAUGAAAGCAAAGGAGUUGCUAGUAGAGUUGGAUCCCUCAAAGUCCAGUCUAGGUGCAGCAGCAAGGAGAACAUCCUCAGAGCAAGUCACAGUGCUGUUGACAUUACCAAGGUAGCAAGAAGACACCGCAUGUCUCCAUUCCCAUUGACAUCUAUGGACAAGGCCUUCAUCACAGUUCUGGAGAUGACCCCAGUGCUUGGAACAGAAAUCAUCAAUUACAGAGACGGAAUGGGCCGAGUCCUUGCUCAAGAUGUAUAUGCAAAAGAUAACCUACCACCAUUUCCAGCAUCAGUAAAAGACGGCUACGCUGUCAGAGCUGCUGAUGGCCCAGGAGAUCGAUUCAUCAUAGGGGAAUCCCAGGCUGGUGAGCAGCCAACUCAGACUGUGAUGCCUGGUCAGGUAAUGCGUGUUACAACCGGUGCUCCAAUUCCAUGUGGUGCUGAUGCAGUGGUGCAAGUGGAAGAUACAGAGCUCAUCAGGGAAUCGGAUGAUGGCACUGAAGAACUAGAAGUUCGAAUCCUGGUGCAGGCUCGACCAGGCCAAGAUAUCAGACCUAUAGGACAUGACAUUAAAAGAGGUGAAUGUGUGCUGGCUAAAGGAACCCACAUGGGUCCAUCUGAGAUUGGUCUCUUAGCAACUGUUGGAGUAACCGAAGUAGAAGUUAACAAGUUCCCAGUGGUCGCAGUCAUGUCAACAGGGAAUGAGCUACUGAAUCCUGAAGAUGACCUCUUGCCAGGAAAGAUUCGGGACAGUAACCGUUCAACUCUCCUAGCUACAAUCCAAGAACAUGGCUAUCCAACAAUCAACUUGGGAAUUGUGGGAGAUAAGAAGCCAGAUGUUUUUAAAGAAGAAGGGACAGAGAGCUUCCAGAACACUGCGGAGACAGGCCUACCAGAUUGCCCAGAUGAUUUACUGAAUGCUCUGAAUGAGGGUAUCAGCCGUGCUGAUGUGAUCAUUACAUCGGGAGGCGUAUCUAUGGGGGAAAAGGACUAUCUUAAACAGGUGCUGGAUAUUGAUCUUCACGCACAGAUUCACUUUGGCAGAGUUUUUAUGAAACCAGGCCUGCCAACAACUUUUGCAACUCUGGAUAUUGAUGGCGUAAGAAAAAUAAUCUUUGCGCUCCCAGGGAACCCUGUGUCAGCUGUUGUCACCUGCAAUCUCUUUGUUGUUCCCGCACUGAGGAAAAUGCAGGGUAUCCUGGAUCCUCGGCCCACCAUCAUCAAAGCCAGGUUAUCAUGUGAUGUAAAAUUGGACCCCCGCCCAGAAUAUCAUCGGUGCAUACUGACUUGGCAUCACCAAGAACCACUACCUUGGGCACAGAGUACAGGGAAUCAGAUGAGCAGUCGUCUGAUGAGUAUGCGCAGUGCCAAUGGACUGUUGAUGCUACCUCCAAAGACAGAGCAGUAUGUGGAGCUUCACAAGGGGGAGGUGGUGGAUGUCAUGGUCAUUGGAAGGCUAUGAUGUCACCAGCAAGAGCGAAGCUUUGAUGCAUGUCCACAUAUCAUUGACUGUAUCCUGUAAUAUGCAACGGCACAGCUAGUUUUUCUGAUUUGGAUAAAAGUUGAUCAGUAUAGUCAACAUCUUGAAUUAUAUUUCAAAUGGAAUUUAAAUAAAUACCUUUUAAAAAAAAAACUUUAAAACAAAUCUUAACAAAGAAAUUUAUUCUGAUUAUAUCAAAGCAACUUUUUCCUUUCCUUGCAAUUGCUUUGUGUGUUCAAUGCUAGUUCUAAUAGCGGUAGCUUUUAGUAGACAGCAGUAGGUGCCUGCAGAACUUGUGUUUUUUCUCAUCUUUACGAUACAACUACUUAUGCUCUUAAAACAAGGCUGUCUGCUUAUUUAUACUAGCGUAGACAACACUUGGAUUUCCCUUAUUAGUAUGCUUCAUAACCGCUUCACAGAGAGCUUCUGCUUGUUCUUUAUCUUGUAUCUCGUGUUGAUGUGCACAGUGCCAAAAGCAGAGUGGCUGCACUGGGAACCCAAUGAAGCCCCGAGGUUUUCUCACCUCGCUGCGCAUUCAGGGAUCUCUCUUGUCCCGGCAGCCACCCAGCUCAGUACUCUUGGGCAGUAACUGGAUACCUUUUAUUUCAACAAACAAAAAAAUUGCUUCCUUAAGUGCUGACAGCCUUUUUAACCAAUACAUUUAAAAAUGUACAGAACUAAAAACUAAAAAAAAAUCAAAGACUGAUCUUGUACAGAUAUUAGUGUUACCAGCAUUCAUGUGGAAAUUAAA
Molecule: messenger RNA, 3215 nt
Organism: Egretta garzetta (little egret)
Lineage: Eukaryota; Metazoa; Chordata; Aves; Pelecaniformes; Ardeidae
Gene: GPHN
Product: gephyrin
Exons: 25
Coding region: 41-2446 (801 amino acids)
Biological process (GO): gamma-aminobutyric acid receptor clustering; molybdenum incorporation into molybdenum-molybdopterin complex; glycine receptor clustering
Cellular component (GO): postsynaptic membrane; cytosol; postsynaptic specialization
Molecular function (GO): molybdopterin molybdotransferase activity
Source: RefSeq, a predicted model, not a curated record